Messenger RNA from Trichoplax adhaerens, 1728 nucleotides. RefSeq lists its product as uncharacterized. NCBI's taxonomy places the organism in Eukaryota, Metazoa, Placozoa, Uniplacotomia, Trichoplacea, Trichoplacidae. The transcript has 8 exons. The record is from RefSeq and is a predicted model, not a curated record. The coding region runs from base 1 to 1728 and encodes 575 amino acids.
AUGGCGUCACAUCGAGUUUGUUUUCGAGAAACACCCGAAUUUGAGGUAUUAAUCAACUGUAAUAGGAAACUUGUCAUUAAUUUACCGACCCAAUUUAUCUUUCAACAUUUACUUGCCAAUGGUAUCAUUGAGAAAGAUGCGAUGCAAGGUCUGCCAAUGGAUGAUACUGCUAAUAAAAUCAAGAAUCAACAGUUUCUUCUAUCUUUGCAAUCGAAAAGUAUUGAAGAUUUCUAUCAAUUUUUAACCAUAUUGACACGAGAUGAUUCACCGCGGCAAGAUUUAGCUGAUUAUUUAAAAGAUGAAUUAAGACAGCAAAUUGGCCCUAUAACUGUUAGUUCUGACGAAGAAGAUGAAAUAAAAUUGAAGGAACAAAUAGCAGAAGACAAUGAAGAGGAAGAGGAAGAACAAACAGCGGAGAGUGGCACAGCCAGUUUAAGUCUAUCAGAUGAAGAGGAAGUUAUUUAUAGUCAAGAAAAGGGCAAUGAAAUUAGUCCAUCAACAUGCUCAAGUAUGCCCAUUUCUGUGGAAAAAAAAACAACUGUCUACGCUUGGGGUGCAAAUCGUUACAGUCAGCUAGGUGGAAUUAACUUGAAGGAAGAUACGGUAUUAGUGCCAACUGUCAAUGAAAUCAUGUCUAAUCUUAAACCUAACAUGAUGACUGCUGGAUUAGGUUGUACUUUCAUCGUGACUAAUGAUGGCUGCAUUUAUGUCUGCGGCCAUGGUCAAGAUGGACGAUUAGGACUAGGAACAGUCAAUCAUGUUGUUAUCCCUAGACCGAUCCAUUUAAAAGUAUUCAUAACCAAAGUGGCUUCAUUUUAUUGUGGCCAACAUGCUCUAGCUUUAACUGGAAAUGGUAUCGUCCUAUCAUGGGGAAGUAAUAUUUAUGGUCAACUAGGUCAUGGCCAUUGCAGAUACUUUACUGCGUCACAGUUAGCUACAAUGUCAAGUUGUAACAUUUCUAAGCCAUUACUUUCAUUUUUCUUCCUCAACUUAUUAUGGAUGGAAUCAUACAUGGUGAUCGAUACUAUUAGUUCGAAGCAUAUCGUCGAUAUUGCUUGCGGUAGCGAUAGCAGUGCUGCUAUCAGUGAUAGUGGAGAAUUAUUUACAUGGGGAUGCGGAUUUCAAGGGUGCUUAGGCCAUGGUGAUACGGAGACUUAUAAGUUGCCUAAGAAGGUGGAAGCAUUUAAGGACUAUCAUGUUAGCAAGGUUGCUUGCGGUUGUUGGCAUAUGCUAGCCAUUGUCAAUCAAAAUCGUAUCUGGUCAUGGGGCCAUGGACAUUAUGGCCAACUUGGGAAUGGACAAAGCGCUAACUGCCUGCAACCGAUACUAGUAGAGCAAUUGCCGCAUAUUCUAUGGGCGAAAGUAAUUUGUGGCUGGGAUAUUUCUUUUGCCCUGUCACAAGAUGGUUAUAUUUGGUCGUGGGGCUACAAUGGAGAUUUUAUGGUCAAUGAAUGCUCACGCCUAAUAGUGGAUGAACCACAGCUACUUUAUAGACUGGCUGAUCAAGAUAAGAAAAUUGUCGAUCUUGGCGCUAGCAACUGUCAUUGUGUUGCUUUAGCUGCUGAUGGCGAGUUAUACCUGUGGGGAGCAAAUGAUAAAGGCAGACUCGGUAAUGGAAGCGAUAUUAAAGAUUGCAAUUUUCCAAAGCCUUGUACAGCAUUAGCUGAUGUCAAAUUAACCCAUUUGGGGUGUGUAGCAGCGCAUUGUACGGCUUGGAGAGCAGAAUAA